This is a messenger RNA of Eurytemora carolleeae, 2086 nucleotides long. Its product is annotated as transcription factor SOX-4. The transcript has 2 exons. The record is from RefSeq and is a predicted model, not a curated record. Bases 40 to 1083 code for a protein of 347 amino acids. Lineage: Eukaryota; Metazoa; Arthropoda; Copepoda; Calanoida; Temoridae. Gene Ontology annotation, biological process: cell differentiation; anatomical structure morphogenesis; regulation of DNA-templated transcription. Gene Ontology annotation, molecular function: DNA-binding transcription factor activity, RNA polymerase II-specific; RNA polymerase II cis-regulatory region sequence-specific DNA binding.
UUAGUUGGUGUUUGCAAGCUGAAUAGUAAAGACGGAGAGAUGUGUACCUCUCUCUCUGGUUACAGAGCUCUUACAGAAUCAAGAUUUGGUAGUUUUAAAAUUGACAAAACUUCACCUACUCCCUACUCCGAUGCGACCAAGACGUGUCAUGAUUCCAAUAGGAUCAAGAGGCCUAUGAACGCAUUCAUGGUCUUCUCCCAUUACCAGAGAAGAAAGAUUGUUGAGAAUCAGCCUGAUAUUCACAACGCCGAGAUCUCUAAAAGGUUGGGACGGGAGUGGAAAGAGAUGAUGGAUUACGAGAAGCUCCCCUAUAUCCAAGAAGCUGAGAAACUCCGAACCCUGCAUCUACAGGAGUAUCCAGGAUAUAAGUAUCAACCAAAGAAGAAACCCAAAGCAUCCAAUUCACCCAAAUCCUUCCUUGAAAGUCAGAUGAAAAGUGCAGUGAUUAAACCAACCCGUCCUGGAACAGUUUUCAGACUAAACAAUAUGUUUGGAAGUAAUUCUUGGGUUAAUCAAAGGAUUCCUCUAUCAACUCGAACCCAACCCAUCAAUACAUCCAAUCUUAAACUCAAGUUCACCAUUGACAGUAAGUUUAAGGCAAAGAUGGCAAAGAAUCAGAACAGACUGAUACCCAUGUCCAGAUUGGUGAGCGAACCUUCUUCAACAUGCUCAACACCCUCUCCGACAAGUUCAACACCUUCUCCAGGUGUACCAAGAACCCCUGAGCUGCCUGCUUCUCCAGAUUCAACCUCUUUCUAUGACGAGCUCCACAAGAAUCUUUUUAAUAUCAAGAACAAUCUGGAUUUUGAUGAAAUCAAACAUGAGAUCAAGGGAGAGCCCUCCUCCCCCAGCAAGUUUGAAUACAUUGGUUCUCUUCCAGUCAAAAUUGAAAACGUUCUUUCUGAAAACAUUGAUCCUAUGGAUACCUUUGAUAGCUUUCUCAGCAACCCUGCCUACGUCAGUGAUUUUCUCAACUUUGAUCUUGGUAUGGACGUGAUCGAAGAUACGAGUGUGUUCCCCACUAGUUUCUCUUUACCGGAGCCGGAGAGUUGGCAGAACCUUGAUCUCAAUGAUCUUCUCUAGUUAGGAUUAAACCGCAGAGUAGGACCGACCAGGGUUCGGAUAUAAAUAGCUCCGGAUACUGGUUUCCUCUCCUGGUUUCCCUUUAUCCGAACUUAAACCAAAGAACUCCGAGGAGAAUGAUUGCUGAUGAAACCAGAAACUAAAUUUAUAAACACUAUUCAACAACUCAAACCAGAUUACCAAGAAAUUUAAAGAUUUAAUAUUAGCUCAUUAUAUAGUGAUCUUCGUACCGGUAAUUUGUGCUGCGUAACCUUCACUAAAUUGGAAGGGUUCAAGUCACAACAUUGCCUUAGUUGCGUCACUGCGUCAGAACAUUAAUUUACUAGUAGCACAAAUUGCCCAUUUUAAUAGUAUCAAUUUUUCUCUACACAAAGCGGGAGCACCAAAUGGUUUGAAAACUUUAUAUUUCCCAGCCCCGCUGCACAAAUUUUUAGUUUUUAAACUUAGCUGAACAUAAUUUUAAUUCUAAACCGACAUGGAUCAUGCAUAUUACGUCCCUUUGUUUCAGCCCCACUGAUAAUGGUUUUAGCUAAUGGUUAAUUUCAGGGAUGUUAUUUUUUACAUUUUUUAAAAUAUCAGAUAUUAGUCCGGGUUAUUUUUUUAUAUAUUUAUUUGUCUCCAAACUAAAUUUGUGUGAAACAUAUUUGGUAAUGUUAGGGGUGCGCCUCAGCUAGAGGUUCCGUCCUAGGAUCGAUUAAUGGGUCGAUAUAGUGAUAAAUUACGCAACCCUAGCCCGCCCGUUCAAAUCACCACUCUACCCCCCCCCCCCCCCCUCGUCGUACAAGCUCCCUUCAACCCCACAUUGCGUACAUUAAAAAUGUACUUAAUUGUACAUUUAACAAGGAAAGAGUGAGACUGAUAUAAUAAUAUUUAUUGUCUUUCAGUAUUUUUGGGCAUACACUGAACUUGGACUUAUUUUUACUUUUAGGUAUUAUUAGAAUAUAAGGACUGUGAUAAAAGUACUUUUAUCUUGCAUUUAGUUAAUAAAUGAUUAAGUACCAUA